CAAACCCUUCAUGACAGGCACUGACUGCAAUUUGUAUCCGUCUCUCCUCUUGUUCUGUUUGUACUCGACGAUAAGGCUUACCACCCUCCACUGGCGUCCCGUUGUAUUUGACCCGGUCUUUGUUCACCAGUCUGUGGGACAAGCCGCUUUCACCUCUUUCUAGACCCAACUCGUCAUCGCCCUCUGACACCCUACCCGAGUUCGAGUACCUCCGCACGGAUCUUGUCGGCGACGUACCUUGACACGCACGAGUCCUACUUUCCCGUGCAAACGGAGGAAGAGGGCAAGAGAGUCAAGGACAUAGUGUCGAGUCUUCUACUUGCGGAGACGGAACGAAACAUCCCACAACCUUCAUUUUACGCCUUUCGUGCAGGGCCGCUUUCAUAGUCGACAGGGGAAAGCCAAUUGACCGGCAGAUUCGACUGCCAUACGGGGUCACGGAGCAACAGGGCACACAGAGGCGUAACGAAAGGCAUCAACGGCGGUGGAAGCCCUGUUGGACGGUCUGCACACAACAUGGCUUCAGAGAACGGGACUGCACAUCCUCCUGAACAUACCAACCUCGGAGAAGAUAGUGCGCCCCAAGACAACAGCUCAGAUGGCGAAAGAGAAGAGAAGACAACCAGAGAGAAGUUGCAGAAGACUACCAUUGCUAGAAGCGAAGAUCUACAGUCAGGCGAAGCCAACGCAAGCGAUCCUAUGUCAGAGACUCAUACAGAGACCGGGCUCCGAGGGCGACCGUCCAAGAAGCGAUCGUUCGAAGACCUGCAGACCGAAGACUCUCCAGCCGGAAUCGAGAAUGGCGGACCGCCACUGCCCAAGAAGGGUCAUCAUAAGAGGAUGAGGUCAAGAGAAGUCUCGGGCAACGAUGAGGUACACGGAUUGGAUAAGUUGUCGGAUGUCGCAAGCCCCGUGCAAGAGGAGAGCGACGACGAUGCGCAAAAGUCACCAGGCGGCCCAGGGGUCCUUGUCUCAUCACGUUCGAAGGACGAGAACCAGCCUGCUGCUACAGACAAGCCCACAACCUCAGAUGACACGCUCAAUGAAUCCUCAACCACUAGGCAACAAUCCUUGUCAAAUAUUCCAGCUUCCUCCGGGUUUGCCAAUACUUCGACAGCAUCUCCCUUCAGCAGUUUCAAAUCUCCCAAGUCACCAUCAGAAGCAUCUGAGCCUGCAGCCGCUAAGGAGACAUCUACUUCAACAUCAGCAUUUGCUUCUUCGGGCUUGUCAGCGUUCGCUUCUUCAGAGAAGUCUCCUUUCGAAUCGGUAGGUUCAACAGCAAAAGCAAGCAGCGGCUUCGGCGGAGUUGGUGGAGGGAGUGGGUUCGGCGCAGCUUCAAGUGGGUUCGGCGGCCCGUCGCCUUUCGCAAGUAAGCCAUCGGCUGGGUUUGGAUCUAGUGGUGGAUUCGGUUCGGCUGGGGGAUUUGGUGGGAGCUUCGGUGCUCCAAAACCAUUCGGUACUGGUGUAUCAACUUUUGCAGGAGCUGCGGGUGCGGCCGGCACGUUUGGCAAGUCUAAGCCAUUUGGGUCGACGAACGAAGACGAGGAAGAAGGCAGCGAGAACGAAGGUGAAGGAGACGAAGCGCAAGCGUCGACUGUGGAUGCCCCACAAGAUCCUAGAUUUAAGGAACAAGAGAUCGCAACGGGCGAAGAAGAGGAAGAGACCAUCUUCACGUGCAGAGCGAAGCUUUACCAUUUCGAGAAGGAGUGGAAAGAACGUGGCGCUGGAGUCUUCAAGAUUAACAUUCGUUACGAAAACAAGGCAAUAGACGGCACGCCUGAGAAAGAAAAGGCCGAAGCGGAAGAAGACGUCGAGGCUGGCAACCAGGCCGAAUUUUCGACAGUCGAGCGGAAGGCUCGUCUAAUCAUGCGAACAGAUGGUGUACAUCGACUUGUCCUGAACACGCCGGUCUUCAAAGACAUGAAUGUUGGGACACAUGAUGGCAAAGAACCGAGUGGAAGAACCAUGCAUUUGACCGGCUUAGAAGAAGGAAAACCUACGGGUUUCCAGAUCAAGGUUGGAAAAGAAGAUGUUCUGAGAGAAAUCUACCACAAGAUUCAGGAGCUUAAGGAUGACCUUUGAUGGUAGCUUUCUAAUCUUCUCCUUCAGCUUCACGGACCGCUCUAGAGGCGGCCAGAUGCAACUAAGCCCUGCACGAGUACCCACGACACAUGACACGCAACAGGGCACACUUGAGCGGAUAGCGUUACCCACAACCAUUUCGCUGUGGCCCCUGGCAAUGGGCUUCUGUAUGAGUCAGAUGAUCGGUGUUGGGCGACAGCAAUUGCAAUAGUUUUGGGCAACAGAGAAGCCAGUCGCUAGACGAUAAGAAUAGGUGCAGAUAUUGUUUGGGUUGACAGCGAUGCACUCGUACUCUUGAAAGAACGACCGAAAGUGAUCAAACUUACACAUCUCA
Molecule: messenger RNA, 2416 nt
Organism: Exophiala xenobiotica
Lineage: Eukaryota; Fungi; Ascomycota; Eurotiomycetes; Chaetothyriales; Herpotrichiellaceae
Exons: 3
Coding region: 517-2082 (521 amino acids)
Biological process (GO): intracellular transport
Cellular component (GO): cytoplasm; nuclear pore
Molecular function (GO): GTPase activator activity
Source: RefSeq, a predicted model, not a curated record